Messenger RNA from Mesorhabditis belari, 4185 nucleotides. The record is from the annotation of a GenBank genome assembly. NCBI's taxonomy places the organism in Eukaryota, Metazoa, Nematoda, Chromadorea, Rhabditida, Rhabditidae.
AUGAAACAGGGUGUCCCGAUCGCACUCCUCUCGUCCGAAGCUGCCGAUGCGCGCCUUAAACGUUUGGGGCUCGACUCGUGGAGUGGACUCUUCUAUCCGUUUGCUGAGAUCAAUUUCAACAUAAAGGAACCCGCUAAUGGAAAUGUGCUCAACGGGAAAGCGCGGCUCGACUUUCGCGAUCUCCGGAAACAAGGAUAUCUGCUUUCGUUGACCGUUUUGCUGCCAACAUUGCAAGAAGCUCUCCUCGCCUGCUCAUCACUUGACGAAUGUCAGAAGAAAUUUCAACACUAUUUCUCGCGUUUCGUCGAACCGAACGAGUACGAAACUUUCCGAACGUAUGUGGCUUGCGUUUUCCUCGUGGCCGGAUGUGAGGAGAAACCGUUGGGCGAGCUGAGCAGCCUCAUUCAAUUACAGAAUACACAACAGCACGGCACAUCGGUUGAGGGAAACGUUUUGGCUCCAUCACAUUGCGCGCCGCCAAAGUGGAGAGCGCCGAACACGUUGAAACACUACUUUUGCUUGCAUGACUGUGUGCAAGACGAUGAAACGAGAACCCAGGAAACCUUUCGACAACUUUGCGCAACGUACGGCGCUGAUUCGUGUCACUUGCUGAGGAUCGGGAGUGAGAAUGGACAAGAUUCGAUUGAUGUCUGGAGUGAAGUGAUCGAAGAGACGGAGAUUUUACAAAGGGGACUUUCGCGAGCUCGAAGCACUUUACUGAACAAGUCGACCAGUGAAAAUAAGGAGAAUGCGAACGCUUCGAUUUCCACGAUUUCACCGGGUUUCGUCAUUACGGGUUCGACAAAUGGUUCAGAAAAUUUGGUAAACAAUGUGAAUCAACAAUUUCAACCAUUAACAAAUAGAAAAAUAACGAUAGGCGAUCAUGAGGUACUUCGAGCAACGCUGCAGGAAUUCACCGAGAAAAAUUUGAUUCCCUACAUCGAACGUUUAAUGCGCUCCUUGCAAGAAGCGGUGAGUCAACGACGAGGAAUCCCACGGAGUCUCAAGGCGAAUAUGAAGAAAUGGUUUGCAACGCCAGCGGUUGCACAAACGGCUAUCGUUUCCUAUUCAAAUGAGAGUGUCGAGAUGCAGAGCCGCCGACUGGCCGAUCUUUUCUUCGAGUUUGGCCUCUACGAGAAAGCUCAUCAACAAUAUCAGAGCGUAAAGAAAGAGUUCGCCCACGACAACGCUUGGGCCUAUCAUGCAGCUGCUUUGGACAUGUCAUCAUACGCGUUUUUUCUGUCGAAUCCCGGGAUGCUGGCGAAGAAUUUCCCCGUCCGCUACUUCGAGAACGCGUUGACGCAUUUGUUGACAACGAAUGUCCGCUACACCUGCCCACUCCGUUGUGUUCUGCAAGCGUUUGAGGUGUUGACAAGGCUAGAGUUGAAUGUCGAAGCGGCCAUGCAACUUGUGAGGAUCACUCAAAUGGAUGUCGACAAUUUCGUGGCUGUUUGUCUUUCAAUGGCCGCCGUUGCUUUUGAGCGAGCCCGAAUGGAUCGGAAAGCCGCAUUUUACCGUGUCCUUGCUGGCAAUCGCUUCAUGAAAGCUCUUCUACCCCGGUUGGCCAUUGAAUGCUACCGAAUGGCUCUCUCGCAGUAUUUUGAGAAGAAUUGGGAUCAUGCCGAGGAUUUCUUGGCGUUGGCGAUUUCCCGAGAGUGUGACGAGCGAAAGAUCUCAUUCGCGUGUGCGACGCGGUUAUUGCGAACCGGUGAUCACCAGAAUUCUCAUCAACAAGCCGAGUAUUUGAGUCAUUUCGUGGCCACUGUUAAGAGAUUCUCCCUUGAUGCCAAAGAACGAGUACAUCUACGGCUUCCGCUCAUCGAUGCCCAAGCGACGACGGUUGUUUGCGGGGAACGACCGAGCAGUCAAACGGUUUUGAGGAAUCGUUUGGAUGGUGAAGAAGACCGAGAUGAGAAGGAACAUCAGUGGGAAGAGAUACAACGAGCCGCCUAUCAUUCGUUGGCAGGUCCAUCAUCCGCUUUUCAAUACAUUUGCGUGGUGUCGGAUCAAACGACGAACAAUACUCGGAUUCGACAAACGCCAGCCGGGGAACGAUUUCGAUUGAUGGUUCGGUUGAGGAAUCCGUUGAGUAUCCCACUAUGCCUCCAGAAUCUCAAAGCGGCUGUGGUUGAUGUGAAAUUGAGAGAGAAUCACCCGCCAUCAUCCGUAGCGCAUUUUGAGGAGAUCUCAGUGUGUGAAGAGGUGACGAUCGAGGCGACGAGUGAAAAGAUGGUCGAGUUAUAUCUGCGCCCAUCGGCGGCAAUUGCGCAUUUCCGUGUGAGCGGCAUCGAACUGGACUUGGUUGCGACGGGAGAUGAGAAGGAGGCGAUCACGCGCGUGCACGGAUUCUUGCCGAUUGCUUUGCGUGGACCACGCUUGAAUAAACAGGCUGAUCAUAAACUCAACAUUGUCUACUCGGAGGAUCGUCGCUUGGAGGUGAACGUCUCGGCGUCGAAAUGGCCACUUUUGGAUGUGGAAAUGGAGCGACCGCUGCCGGAAUACGUCUUCUGUGGACAAGCCGUGAGAAUCGUGUUGAAUGUGGAAAACAUUGGCGACGAGGCGAUUAGCGGCUUUUGCAUUGCGACUGAUGGAGUGGAUUGUUGUUCGGGAGGUAUAUUUGAUCAAAAUGGUCUCCGCUUGGUGCAACCGUCGUGCGUCUCCGAGAAUAACGCGCAAAUUCGUGUGCUCACUUUUCCUGGCGUUUCUUUGGCGAAUGGAGAUCGGAGGAGAGUUUUUGUCGACAUUCGUGCCCCUCAACAACCCUCGAAAUUCUCGGUAGGACUGCUCGUUUUCUAUCGCUCGUCGAAUGGAUCGUUUAGAGAGCAAAGGAUUCUGGUGCCACUCAAUUGUCGACCUCUUCUUUCUGCUCACGGCUGUUUACUCGAUCCAAUUCAUGGUUUGAUAUCGAUCGAUAUUCGAAAUCAAAUGCCUACAUCGGACGCGGCGCUGGCAAGGAUUGAUAUUUGCAGGAUUUCAUCUCAUUUGGUGCACAUGGAUAGAGAUGGGGGACUGGUGGAGUCGCGGGAGGCAUUGGCGCUACGACCGAUUCGUUUGAGGAGUGUUCAACUCGACUGUGCCCAAUCGGACUCUGUGUGCGUCUCGGUGACCGCCGCGUUUGCUGGCUCGAAUUCGUUGAUGUGGCUGACUUCGGAGAUCCCCGAUUGUCCGAUUUUCCCGCUUCCGCUCGCCUCUUUUGUGGACUGUGUCACUCAACGACCAACCCUUCUCAUUGCCGUUUUGUGGAAAGCCUCCAUCGUCAACAAUCAGGGACAGGUUUCAUCGAUCCUUGGCGAAUCAGUGGUGUUCGAUCCGUUUGCAGCGGCCGGUUUGCGAAUUCCCGGAAUCGCGUGGCCAAAAGAUGAAGAGGACUCGGACAAAUCGAGAGGAGUCUACAUUUAUGUGGGUCAUUUAGCACCGAUUGCACAUGAUUUUCGAGUGAAUAGAAUCUGCGAAUUCCCCGUCGAGUUGCACAUUCGAAAUGAUGAGAAUCGCGAUUGUGCGUUGACAUUUCGAUUCACCCCGAAGAUACCACUACCACUGGCUACACCGUUGCCCGUUGAUUCGAGACAACAAUGGUGGACCGAUCGGGAAGAAUGGAGCAUUCGCUGUGUGUCCGCCCACUCGGAGACCGUCUCGUUGAUGAAAAUUCGUGUCGCGCAUCCGUCUUUCUACGAUUUGUUCGGCAAUCAGUUACAGGUGAAAGCCGUUUUUUCGGACGGAGGCGAAUCGCUGAUCGUCGUUCCCCCGGUGCACGCUUUGGUUACUCCAAUAAUGGCUGCUCAGACCCAGGGAAUCCAGCAAUUGCUCUCCGCCGAAAAGCGCGCUGCCGAGAAAAUCAACGAGGCUCGCAAACGCAAAACACAACGUCUGAAGCAGGCCAAGCAAGAAGCUCAACAAGAAGUUGAGAAGUAUCGUCAGGAACGCGAGAACGAGUUCAAGGCCUUCGAGCAGAAAUACCUUGGCACAAAGGAGGACAUUGAGGCACAAAUUCGCCGGGACACUGAGGCCGAGAUCGACAACAUGAAGCGCACGGUGGCUCAAAACAAGCAGCAGGUGAUCGUUCGUCUGUUGCAAAGAAACUCCACGGACAAUUCUCGUAAAAGGUCACUUCUCCCACCGCUGAUGAACGACGUCACUUGUGUUUAUGGUAGUCCAAAAAAGGCGAUUUUUUUCAAUUCUUUCCUU